AUGGCGGAUCAACAUGAAGUCGAUCUCGACUCCAUCAUCGAUCGGCUGCUCGAGGUGCGAGGAAGCCGGCCCGGCAAGCAGGUCCAGCUGCUCGAGGCCGAGAUUCGAUACCUGUGCACAAAGGCCCGUGAGAUCUUCAUCUCCCAACCCAUCCUGCUAGAGCUAGAAGCUCCCAUCAAGAUUUGUGGUGAUAUCCACGGCCAGUAUUACGACCUCCUCCGCCUUUUCGAAUACGGCGGGUUCCCGCCAGAGGCCAACUACCUCUUCCUCGGUGAUUACGUCGACCGUGGCAAGCAGUCUCUCGAGACCAUCUGCCUGCUCCUGGCCUACAAGAUCAAGUACCCCGAAAACUUCUUCAUCCUGCGGGGCAACCACGAGUGUGCCUCCAUCAACCGCAUCUAUGGCUUCUACGACGAGUGCAAGCGUCGUUACAACAUCAAGCUGUGGAAGACAUUUACGGACUGCUUCAACUGCUUGCCCAUUGCUGCCAUCAUUGACGAGAAGAUCUUCACCAUGCACGGUGGCCUGAGCCCCGAUCUGAACUCCAUGGAGCAGAUCCGCCGUGUGAUGCGCCCUACAGAUAUCCCCGACUGUGGUCUGCUGUGCGAUCUGCUGUGGUCUGACCCCGACAAGGAUAUUACUGGCUGGAGCGAGAACGAUCGUGGUGUCUCCUUCACGUUCGGUCCUGAUGUUGUCAGCCGCUUCCUCCAGAAGCACGAUAUGGACCUGAUAUGCCGCGCUCACCAGGUUGUGGAAGACGGCUACGAAUUCUUCUCCAAACGUCAAUUGGUCACCCUGUUCAGUGCACCAAACUACUGUGGCGAGUUCGACAAUGCUGGUGCUAUGAUGAGUGUAGAUGAGAGUCUACUCUGCUCGUUCCAGAUUCUCAAGCCCGCUGAGAAGAAACAAAAGUACGUCACAGGCCUCGGUGGCAGGAGAACCAUGACUCCCCCCAGGAACCAUCCAUCCAAACCCUAA
This is a messenger RNA of Thyridium curvatum, 978 nucleotides long. RefSeq lists its product as uncharacterized. The record is from RefSeq and is a predicted model, not a curated record. The coding region runs from base 1 to 978 and encodes 325 amino acids. The transcript is spliced from 4 exons. Lineage: Eukaryota; Fungi; Ascomycota; Sordariomycetes; Thyridiales; Thyridiaceae. Gene Ontology annotation, cellular component: cytoplasm; nucleus. Gene Ontology annotation, molecular function: protein serine/threonine phosphatase activity.